CCGCAUGCACGGCGGUGUAUUUGUCGGUCAUUUGUAUUUGGAACGCCGUAGCAGACAGAAGGACACGGGUGAAAAAGCGACGAAGCGUGCGAACGGAGUGGAGCGGCUACUUUUAGCGCCCUUUUUUGUUUCAUUUUCCCCACUAACAUAACGCAACAUUUUUGGCAACAACUUUUCGGCAAACCAAUUGAAAAACAAACUAAACGAACUAAUCGCGGCACGGGAAUCAACAACAAAUUCUAUUCCGAUGCAAUACUUGUGUUCGUAAACAAUUUUUUUCUGUUCGAUCCGAUAAACGAUAAACGCGAAUUCCAGUGAUCUUUUGGAAAAAGGCGAAGUGGAAAGCGAAGAACCCAAACCGAAAAACUCUAAAUCACCGGUAAAAAAAAAAAGUGGCGAGAGAGAGCAAGAGAGUGUGAUCGGGAGAGAGCAUCGCAUCGCCAUUCUCGCUUCCCUCGCGAUUCGCAAAAACAAAAUUCGAAAUUCAAAAUUGACCAGCAUUCGUUGCGGUUCCGAUAUUGGUUUCUUCAGUUCAGUUCAGUUUCGUAUUAUUUAUCAAGUCUGCUGUUGUGGGUCUUUCGUUUCGCCGAAGAAGAGAGAGCGAAAGAGAGCGCAGCAGGAGCGGUGAAGGAGAAGGAGGAGCGGAGCAGAAGGAGAAGGAGCUAAGCAGCAGUCCAAGUCCAACGAAGACGUGCCCAAAGCAAGGCGCAGAUAAUACAAAUACAAAGCACAAAAAACCACUAAAAACACAAAAAAAAAAAAAAAACAACGAAACAAGAGUAUAUAACAUAAAACCCAAAACAAAACGAUCGGCUCAGCAGAGCCAACGAAAAGUAAACAGAGGAGCAGCAGGAGCAGAGGAUGCAUCACUGAUCCCGGAGAGCUCGAGACAUGAGAAGCGGAACACCGAGCAGCCAUCAAGCAUCGACUUAUGUAGCGGUCCAUGACGAGUAUUAAGACCGAGAUGCCGCCCCUGCACGCGGCAGAGGCGCUCGCCUCCAGCAGUGCCACCGAUAGCGGUGGGGGAGGGGGAGCAGGAGGAGGAGGAUCGGGCGGACCAGGAGCGGGAGGAUCGGGAGGCGUCGGCAGUGCGCCCGCUACGCCCAAUGCCACAAUCAGCGCCGCCGCCGACUCCAGUGAUAAUCAGCCCGGCACGCCGCAGCCCACGCAACAGCAACAGCAGCAACAAUCGACGCAGCAACAGUUGCAGCAGCCACAAUCGCAACAACAGCAGCAGGCCAUGGGUGGAGGAGAUCCCCAGCAGCAGCAACAGCAGCAGCAGGUAACGGGCAUCACCCACCAGCCGUACGCCACCCAUCACAUGUAUUCCGCAUCCGGCGGACAGCAGCAGCAACAGCAGCAGAUCUACGGCGGACUCUACGGCGGGGACAUGCAGCAGCAGCAGGGCUACGCCAGCAGCUACAUCAACAGCUACGAGCAGUUCUACCAGCAGCAACAGCAGCAGCAGCAGGGCACUGACUACGCCUUUGGCGCCGUUGGCGUUGACUACGGCAAGAGUGCCGGGGUGCGCUAUCAUCCCUACCUGCAAACGCCCACCUCCGGACUGGGCGGCAUUCCAACGGCCAGCGCGGCUCAGGAGGAGGCGGGCAGUGCGCCCAGCGCCGUCAGCACUACCACGGCGGUGGCCAUGAGUCCUCGUGUGGUGAGCAGCAGCAGUCCAACGUCGACGUCCUCGCACCUGCAGCUGGGCAGCUCCAGUGGCCAAACACCGGGCUCACCAGGCGGAGCAGCCGGAAGUGCCGGAUGCAAGUUGCAGUGCAAGAAGUGCGGCAUCCUCACCACCAACGAGUCGGAGCUACAGGAGCACAUCGCCAACGUGCACGGGGAGUCGCCGUAUGGCAGCAGCGGCUACGCCAGUUCGCCGUACAUCAAGGAGGAGAUGCCCACGCCACAGCCACCCGGCGGUGGAUCCGCAGCGGCCAAUCCUGGCGAGUUGCUCGACCUAGAUUCCCAGAAAAUGGUCUAUCACCAGCAGUUGCUCCAGCAGCAGCAGCAGCAACAACAGCAACACGACGUGGUCGCUGGACUGCCGCUGGGCUCUCUGCCGGAUCCGCUGCACUCGAUGCAAUCCAUGCAGCAGCGCGCUCUCCACAGCUGGGAGCAGCAACCACAGCAGACAGUGGCCUCCGUGGAGGGCCUGCCACCGUACAUGCAGCAGGGAUUGGGCGUGGGGUUGGGAGUAGGCGUGGAUAAGUCGCCCUACUACUCGCCAAAGCAGUCGCCCUAUCAUCAGUCAGCCGGCGUUGGCGGAGCCACGCUGAUCAAGCAGGAGUACGGCGGCCACGGACUAAUCAAGUCCGAGUAUCCCGAUUCGCAGCACUACGUGGACAAGUCCUUCGACCCCACAGCUGGCGGAGGCGGUGGAGCGGAACUGUGCGCCAGCGUGGCCACCAGUCCGGCGGAGUUCCCUAGCACCACCACUGGUGGACCCGGGCAGGAGAGCGCGGCGGGUGCGGCGCCAGGAGGUGGAUAUCGCGGUUUCGAGCCGCCCAGUUCUAGCUCUGUGCUGCCGGCCAACAGCCUGACGGCCAAGGCGGCCACCUGGAAGUCGAACGAGGCGCGCCGUCCCAAAACGUACAACUGCACGGCCUGCAACAAGUGGUUCACCAGCUCGGGCCACCUGAAGCGCCACUACAACACGACGCUGCACAAGAAUGCGGUGAAGUCGAGCGGCCAGCCGGAUCCAGCCACCCUGCCCAUAUCGGCGCACCACCAUCCCGCUCGCGAUCCGGUGACGAAGCCCAGUCGCAGGGGCAAUGCCGCAGCCGCUGCGGCCGCCGCUGCAGCUGCCGCCUCGGCCAGCGGUCAGGGUCAGCAGCAACAGCCGCCGCCACCACCACCGCCGGCCAAUGUGCCACCACCGGAGCCGCCCAGAAGUCCGCCCGAGUAUGGCGGAGGAGGCGGCUUGGGCGUGGGAGCGAUGGGCGGCGCUGCCAUGUCCCAGUACUCGGCCUCACCCUCGCCCACACAGCAGCAGCAGCAUCACCUCAACCACCAUCAGCAGCAGGCCAACGGCUAUGCUAAUGGCACCGCCAAUGGCUAUGGCUAUAUGCAGCAACAAGUGCAAUCCACGACAAACGCUUCACCACAGCACGCUUCCAACAACAACAGCAACAACCAGCAGCAGCAGCAACAACAGCAGCACCAUCAGCAGCAGAUGCCGCAGCACCACAACUCCGUUUUGAACGGUCACCCAAACGGGCUAGCAGGUCCCUCCGCCCCACACAACAACAACACCACCCAAAUGCCGUCCUCCCAAAUGAGGGGCCUGCUGAACGAAACAACAACCACGCCGCCACCAACAACAACAACCCGAGCACCACAAAUCACAACAACAGCAAUAACAACAACAACGGCGGCCACCACGGUAGCUAUAAAGAGCGAGCAAAUGGAGGACAGCAACCACACCCACACCCACACACACACGCACACGCACACGCAUCCCAAUCACAGUCUCAGCCAGGACAGGAGCCACAGCAGCAGCAGCUCAAUGGCCACGGAGGAGGCGGAGGAGCAGGAGCUGCGGGAUCAGGAGCAGGCGGACGAUCACCUGCAUCAGCAUCAGCAGGCGUCGCAGCAGUAUCUGCUGGCGGCGCGCCAUUACCACAGCAGCACGCCCAACACGCUCAGCAGCAGCAACACCAAUCCCAGCACGCCCAGCAGCAACUCGCCCCAUACUAUCUACCGGCAGGAGCAGCAGGGAACGGAUUUCUCGCGCACCACCCCGCCGCCGCAGCCGCUGCCGCCUAUGGGAAUGCUGCCGCCUAUGGCAAUGGACUACAACAUGCUGGCUUUGGAUAUGCCCAUGCCCAUGCCCACGCUCAUGCACAGCAAUAUGCUGCAGUGCAGCAGCACCAGCACCACGCCGCUAGCUACUACCACCACCACCAGUAUGCCGGACACUAUGCAGCCGCCGCAGCAGCAGCUGGUGCACCACUACCAGGCGGUGCUCCACCCGCUCCAUCAGCAGCUGGGGGAGCAGCACCAGCGCCAGGAGGAGGAUCAUCAUCAGCAGCAGCGGGAGCUUCACCAACUGGAUCAGCAGCAGCAGCAGCAGGCGUUAAUCCUGGCGGACAGUUUGCCGCACAGCAGCAGUUCGCCCACCAGCAGCUCCCCACCGCCCACCAUGCCCAUGCCGCUCACCACCAUCACAGCGCCGCAGCUGCUGCCGCUGCAGCCGCCGCCGCCGCACAUCACCAGCACCAUGCCCAUGCCGCCCACCAUGCACAUGCCCAUCAUGCCGCCGCCGCCGCAAUGCUACCAGCAGCUGCAGCCGCUGGACCCCACAAUGAGCUAUCACACUAUUAUUGGUAGUGGCCCGGAGGCGCAUGCCACAGCCGCCGGCGGUGGCUACAGCAACCAGAUCACCACCAGCGAUGGCCAAAUCCUGCAGCUGAUGCCAACCUCCCUGUUCGCGCCCUAUGCCCCGCUCUCGCCGUACUCGGUGGCCGCUCAGCGAUCGCCGCAGGAGGGCGACCUGCCGCCGGUUCACACACUCACCACAGCCCUGCACGCCCAUCAGCAGGGCGGGCAACAGGAGGCACAGACGCCAACGCUGACUGUGCUCUCCACGCCCUACUCGCCCACAGUGAGCAGCUCGCGGGCCACUCCCGCGCUGGAGAUGGACAUGGCCACGCUCAUGCAGCACCAGCAGGACUACGAGAUGGAGCAGUAUCAGAUGCAACACCAGCAGUUGGAGCAGCUGCAGCAGCACCAGCAGCAACUGGACCAUCAGCAGCAGCAACAGAUCCUGGCGGAUCAGACCCAAUCGAUGGCCCAGCAGCCGCUGACCAAGAAGCGGCGUGGCGGCAACGCAACACCAUCGACGACGAAGCGACGGCGGAACAGCAGCGUCGGAUCGACGUCGCCGCACUCGACCACCCUGCCAUCGGGACGGAUCAAGUGUCUGGAGUGCGACAAGGAGUUCACCAAGAACUGCUACCUCACGCAGCACAACAAGAGCUUCCACUCCGCAUCCAGGAGGCAGAACAAAUCGCAUCCAUCUAUGUACCCAGCGAACGCCCAGAGACGGAUCAAAAUUUAAGCGAAUUGAAUUAUUUCGGACAACCCGCGACCUUUGGCGCUUUGGCAAGGACCCCAAGCAAGGAUGAAUAUCCAUACAUUUGAGUGGUGUUUGAUGGACUAACCACAUGCACUCCCACCAACCCAACAUUCCUACCGAUCGUCAUCAUCAUCUUCAAAAAGGAUUCCAGCAUCUAUAAAGCAGAAGAGCAGCUGUUUUCACUACAUAAACGUUUUGUUUUUUUUUUUUUUUGUAUUCUUAGUGCAAUCAACUAGUUUUUUUUGUCGAGAAAGAACUACUGAGAACGAACUACCCAGAAACGAAAUCGAAUCUCCUUAGCGUAAAUUUAGCAUAACUCUUUGUGUAUCUAAGGAAGUAGCCAACCACAUACUGUAGCUGUACCAAUCGGGCAUUCAAGGACUAAAACUUAGAUGGGCAUUGAGUAGAUUGAGCAGAUUGAGCAGAUUGAGCAGAUUGAGCAGAUUGAACAGAUUGAACAGAUUGAGCAGAUGCAGCAGAAGAACAUUGUCUCCUAUAUCAACAUUGUGCAUAUCAUUUAUUGGGCAAACGGAAAAACAAUAAUUAAACUUAAAUAGCAAAAGGUUAAAAGCAGGAGAGGCAAUACUUUUAGUUAAAAUUGAGUUGAAUUUCGAAUCGAAUUGAAUUGAAUUGAAUUGAAUUGGCUCGCCUUGCGAAACGCAUUUCAUCCGUCAGUUGGGAGUGUUUACUGUGCAAUAUGAAACUAUGUAAUUCAUUUUUUUUUUUUAUUAACGAUUAACGAAAUGUUGAGGACGAAACCUAGCGAUAGCAAAGAAACACAAAGAAUUACCUCGGCAGAACCGCUCAGAAAGUAAUAGAAAUCUACCUCGUUAGCAAUAAAACAAUGAUCGAUUAAAGCACGGAUCAGAUGAGCAGGAAUAUUUUAGUUUUAGUUUUAGUUUUUAGUUUGAGAGGGCUUAUGACAAGCGAACGAAUCGAAGAAAAUGUCAACUAAUUAUACGUAAAACUAAAACAAAUAACUUUAAAUGUAAUUGUUUAUAUGCUAUUUAUACACACACCUAUACAAUAUAUACGAAGGAUACUUCUAGGCUUAAUGACAUUGAUGAUCGCCGCCCUGCCACGCCCCCUGGGCCGCCCAUCCCCCCGCCCCUCGAGUUGCGCGGCAUUGUCAUCAGUUUAAAUUUGAAUCUUUACAGUUUGGCCAGCUACCGUGAAUUUGUUGCUCAUAUGACAACGCAACCACCCCACCAAUCACCUCGAACACCCACCCACCUCCCCCCCGGGGGGCGGUGGCCCAAGGUGGGCGGGCGGCGACCACACCCACACCCAAACCCUGCCCCAUCCAUCUCAACAACGAAAAUCCAAUUGAGAACUAGAGUGGCAGCGAAACAAGUGAUUUCGAUGGUCCUGCAAGCCAAUAAUACCGAUUCCCAAUUAAUCUGAGUAAUACACUUCAAGUUGGUCCGCGCUAUCUUUACAUUCAUAUAUCUAUCUAUAUGCUUGGGAAAUCUCGCAUUAAAAUGAUUCAUCAGGAAACCAUCUAAAGAUUCAAAGAUCCUUGCAGGAUUAUUACAUUUUUCGGAACACCGAAUCUAUUUUAUUCCUCCCCUUGUUUGUGUUUGCAACUAUGCGCAAACUUUAGUUCUAUUUCAUUCUUGACGCAGAACAUCUAAGCAAUACUUGAUGCAGGCAAAUCUCUUUGGUUCAGAUUGUGACGACUUCGAUCUGCGAUCUGAGCUAAAUGCAAUUUCUUCAAGGAAAAACCAAAAGCGAGAGAAACUAAACAUAUUUAAAUUAUGUAGCAACUACAUGUUAAAUCUUAGCAAUUAAUUAUUGAACAAAGGGGAGCACAAAACCCGCAUGAAAUCUACAAAUUAUACACACAUAUACGAAUAUGAUGAUCGGGUAUAUAUUUAAAGGAAAUUUUUAAGCAGCACCAAGUGAAAAGCGAACACUGAAACUCUGAAACCCUGAAACCGCCAAAAGAGUUUAUAGGAAAAGUUGAACAAUCGCCAAAUGCAUUAAAUAUAUGUAUGUAAAUAUGGGUGGUUCUUUUACAAACCGAGUGGAAAUUGCCAUGCCAAUACCAAGCCAAAAUAUUCUAUUCAAAUCGCAUUGCGGCGAAGUCUCAAUCAAUACGUUUAAGGUUAUUAAUUGGUUUUUGAAAUCCGUUUGGCUUGUAAAAGAAUUUCCCACAUGUGUGUCGUAGUAAUGCCAAAAAAAAAAAAAUAAUAAGGAAAAGGAAAAGGAAAAACACUAUAAUUGUAUCCAAUAACUCGACAUGGAACCGUGUACCUCUAUCGCUCCACCAAAAAUGGCACAAACAUAAGAAAAGCACACUGAUAAUGGUUUAAUAAAGUCAGAAUCAUUGUCGAUUGUAAACAAUGAUUUUUUUUUGUAUUUGUUGUGUGUGCGUGCAUUGGUAUUUGUACAUUUUUACAGACUUAUAGCCACUUCAGAUGCAACCGCAACAAACCGAACAACAAACAACAAACAAGAAACAAGUAACCUCAAGAGAAGCCAUCUCGUAUCAGGAAUUUUAACAAAGAUUUUAUAUAAUAAAAGUUAGGAAAACUCAGUGUUAAAUGCAUUGGCAUCGGGCCAAUCAUAUCUAAAAAAAAAAAAUAAAUAUAUAUAUAUAAUAAUAUGUAUAUGUAUGUGAGUUCUCUAAUAAGCACAUCUCAAUGUACCCAAAUGAAUUUAUGCACGAGAAUCGCCAGCAGUGAACCAAAUUACGUAUCUCCCAAUACGUAUCUCUAAAAUACACCUGUACAUACAUUUAUGUGUACGUCCAUGUAAACGAGGGGUCUCCUCCCCCGUACCCCCUCCCCCUCUCCCUCACACAGAAGGAAAACCCGAAAUUGUCAAGCCAAAAAAAAUGGAAACCAAAAGGUAUUGAAAGCAAAGUAAUGCAAAAAUGACACACGACAGACGAAAAAUGAAUUUUUUUGAACCGAAAUAAAGAAUGUAAACUACA
Molecule: messenger RNA, 8021 nt
Organism: Drosophila yakuba
Lineage: Eukaryota; Metazoa; Arthropoda; Insecta; Diptera; Drosophilidae
Gene: zld
Product: DNA N6-methyl adenine demethylase
Exons: 3
Coding region: 944-5065 (1373 amino acids)
Biological process (GO): regulation of transcription by RNA polymerase II
Molecular function (GO): DNA-binding transcription factor activity; RNA polymerase II cis-regulatory region sequence-specific DNA binding
Source: RefSeq, a predicted model, not a curated record